AUGGCAAUCGCCGAGGCCGAGGAUGAGGCGGCUCGAGCUAGGCUAGAGGCUAAGUUGUGGUCCGAGGACCCGGCGCGACACGUGAGGUUACCCAUGACAGUUAUAACGAGCAGGUCACCAGCUGAGAUGAAGACGCCGCCACAGCCUGAGCAAGAAGUACCGGAUGAGAGUCGUGAGGAUCCGUUAGGGAGAUUGGUGCAUUCGAUUACUUCUUCCCAUCUGACUAAACCUGCGCACAGCUCUACUCCGGCCCGGGUGGUUGGUGGCCAGAACUCUACUGGAUCCAGAGAGGUUGGAAAGUUCUUCCAAGGUAUCGCUAAGCCUCACCUACCGAAGUUUGAUGGUAAUCGAGAUCUUUACGAGGAUUGGCGGGCACAGUUUGAAGUUUUCGUGGAGCAGGCUGAAGUCCCGAUCAGAUUUAAAAUGAUCAUGCUUAAGAACGCCCUGAUAGGACGCGCCGGCAAGCUGGUCGAGAAUCUCGGUUUUACCGAAGCCCAGUACUCUAUCGCCCUCUUUAAGUUGGAUCAGCGCUAUGGCGGAGAGUCAAGGAUCUUGAAGAAAUACAUCGACCAGUUGAUGGCACUCAACGAGGUCAGUGAACAGGAUUUGAAGGGAUUGGAGGAUCUGGCGAACCAUUUAUGCGAUGUAGUGUCGAAGUUAGCAGAUACAGACCAUGCCCAGGAGUUAGUUGGACAGAACACGUUGUAUGCUCUCGUGAGGCGGAAGGUGCCCGUUUCCCUGUUGGUAAAAUACACAGAGUCGGACACUUCGACGAGGAUAGAUGGGUUGGCAGUAUUCGCCAAAUGGUUCAACCAUCAUGUAUGUUUGAUGAUUGAAAUGACUGACUUGAGGGAGUCACGCCGCAAGGGACCAAGCCAGACUAAUGCUAACAAGUUGGUGAAACGACCAGACAAGAGCACGGUCUAUGCUUCGACUGCGACCGCUUACUCCGGGACGACGUCUAAACCAGCUGACGCAGAAAACCAGUAUUCCUUCCCUUUGUGUAAGGCCGCACAUCACAUCGUCAAGUGUGACAGAUGGACACCUACUACUACUAGCCAACGUUGGGACAUUGCUAAGGAGAAGGCCCUGUGCUAUAGAUGCCUGUGUAGCAACCAUAUGGGCAAGGAUUGCCAGAAGGGAUCCCGCAAGUGUGGGAUUGACGGCUGUCAGAAGAACCAUCAUCGUCACUUGCACAGAAGGAAGCCGAAGACAGAUGUGUCCGUCGAGCCUAAAGACCAUGCCAACAACAUGUUUGGAGUCGCCAAGGAUGGAAGAGUUUAUCCAAGCAAGGUCGCCCUACGAGUCAUCCCAGUUUAUGUAGUUGGGAGUCGAGGACAACGUCAACGACUGAACGCGCUGUUGGAUGAUGGCUCAGAUUCAACAUAUAUAACCAGAUCUGCAGCAGAAGCCUUAAACACCCCUGUGCAGGAACAGGCCUUGAGUGUAUCUACUUUAACUGACCCUAAGAAAUCCCUACGUAGUGGCCUGACGGUGAUGACGAUCGAAAGCUUGAGCGGCGAGAUAACGGCCAAGGUGGGAGCACGAGUUCUUGACAGGUUGUGUGAGAAUCUACCGCCGCAAAAUUGGCAGCAUCUACGAGAUCAAUGGUCUCAUUUGAAGGGAAUCGAGUUCCCAAGAGUAGAUUGGUGCAAGACCGUCGAUAUUUUAAUUGGUGCUGAUCACCCGGAAUUGACGUUAGCAUUGGAGGAGCGACCGGGCCAACUGGGAGAGCCGGUGGCAAGGCUGACACCUCUGGGAUGGACAUGCACAGGGUCCAUUGAGGUGGUCACUCCUUUGACCAGCAAUUCUGUUACGACUGCAAAUACUUAUUCAACAAUUACGGAUCGUCAGUUGGACGAGAGCCUCCGAUCAUUGUGGAACAUGGAUGUGUUCACAACUACAUCAGAGACCAACUUCACUCCAGAAGAGCGGGCGAUCAUCAAGAGGACUGAGGCCUCCAAGGUGUACACAGACAAUCGCUAUGAAGUUUCGAUUCCGUGGGUUGGCGACACCACUGACUUACCAAACAACUUUCAGGAAGCUCGGCGCCGCCUGUUGUCUAUAGAGCGUACUCUCCUCAAGAAACCACACUUAGCCGAAAAGUACUGCGACUGGAUGAGGCAGAAUAUCCAGAAGGGGUAUCUGCAAGAGAUUGAAGCUGCUAAUGCCGAAGGGGGUUGGUAUUUGCCACAUUUCCCAGUCGUACGGGAGGAUAAAGAGACUACAAAGGUCCGAAUCGUCUUCGACUCAGCCGCCAAGUGCCAGGGGGUCUCACUCAACGAUGCGAUGUUGGCAGGACCCAAGCUGCAGCGAGACAUUUUUGACAUUUUAGCACGGUUUCGACGAGGUCCAGUGGGGCUGAUUGGAGAUAUCAAGGAGAUGUUCAGCCAGGUGAUGUUGAACCCUAAGGAUCGGGCGUAUCAUCGAAAUUUAUGGAGAGAUUUGGACUUGACAGCUCCCAUCAAGAUCUACGAGUCAACUCGAGUGACUUUCGGAGACAAGGCGUCUCCUUUUUUGGCCCAGUAUGUCCUGCAGAGUCACGCACGAACUCAUCAAGAUCAGUACCCAGAGGGAGCCAGAGUGUGUCAGGAGAAUACUUAUAUGGAUGACGCCAUUGACUCUCAACCAGACACCGCUGCCACUAUCAAGUUGAGAUGUGAGCUGAGCGCCCUUUUGCUUAAGGCAGGGUUUUUCAUCCGCCGUUGGUGUAGUAAUGAGUCAGGAGUAUUGGAGGGUGUACCCCGUGAGGACUGUGCAGCAGGCAUUGUGGACUUGCAGGACUCCACUUUGAUGCCGAGCGUUAAGACACUGGGAAUCAAGUGGAACGCAGCGACAGAUAUGUUAGAGUUCUCCACCCAAAACAUCGCGCCAACGGCAGUAAUGACUAAGAGAACACUCUUGAGUCGUGUUGCUACGUUGUUCGACCCUUUGCAAUGGCUGUCACCCUUCACCAUUCGUGUCAAGAUCGUUCUUCAGCAGUCAUGGGUGCUUGGACUGACGUGGGAUGAGCCCCUUCCCUCAGGAAUGAUUGCUGAAGCCAGAGAUUGGUUUGCUGAGCUGAAGAAGAUCGAAGGCAUCUCAAUACCGAGGUGCUACUUCCGCACACAGCCUGACAGCGAGAUUACUCUUCAUACCUUCAGUGAUGCCUCUUCAAAAGCAUAUGCCGCCGUCACGUACAUCCGUCAGCAGAAGGCAGAUGGCGGGGUGAACCUUGCGUUGGUGGCGUCAAAGGCUAGGGUCGCUCCAUUGAAGACAGUGAGCAUCCCAAGACUGGAAUUAAUGGCAGCUGUUCUCGGUCAUCGUCUCACCCAGAAGAUAACCACCGUUUUGAAGUAUUCUAUGAUGAACGUGACGUAUUGGACUGACAGUAUGGAUGUGGUGCACUGGGUUCGCAACCAGUCACGUCAGUUCAAAACAUUUGUAGCCAACAGAGUAUCAGACUUGCAAUCCGAUACCCUACCGAGUCAAUGGCGGUUCGUACCUGGAGUGUUGAACCCGGCAGACGUAGCGACCAGGGGCAUGACAGCAAGGGAGUUCACUUCCAAGAAUGUAUGGUUUGACGGACCCGACUUUUUGUAUGCGGAUGAGGAUUGUUGGCCGGAAACCCCGAUGGGAACCAAGAGUGCAGAGGCGGAGGGAGAGACUUCUAGAUCCUAUGUUCACGUUACCGUGUCUGGACCGGAGCGCACGAUGGUAAUAAAUUUGUCAAAGUUCUCCACCUGGAUCCGUCUGGUCCGAGUCACGAUGUGGGUAUUGAGGUUCAUCGACUGCUUAAGAGUCAAGGCAAAGAGAGUAAGAGGGGAGAAGUUGGCUUCGGAGGCAGCUAGAUCUUCCUUUAACUGGUUUCUACACGCAGAGACGGUGUUGCUUCAGGCGGUACAGAGAGAGAGUUUUACGGAGCGAUAG
Messenger RNA from Lineus longissimus, 3909 nucleotides. RefSeq lists its product as uncharacterized. Lineage: Eukaryota; Metazoa; Nemertea; Pilidiophora; Heteronemertea; Lineidae. The transcript has a single exon. The record is from RefSeq and is a predicted model, not a curated record. Bases 1 to 3909 code for a protein of 1302 amino acids.